Molecule: messenger RNA, 566 nt
Organism: Paramecium pentaurelia
Lineage: Eukaryota; Ciliophora; Oligohymenophorea; Peniculida; Parameciidae
Source: the annotation of a GenBank genome assembly
UAUGUUCAAGAAACUAGAGGAUCUUUCUAAACCAACAUUGCUUUCCAAAACUGGAGUUAAGGAAUUAAAACAAUCAUUCAAUGAUUAGUAUCCUUUUUUCAAAGAAAUAGAGGAUGAAGUUUUUCCUAAAAAAGCCAAUAUCUAAUCAUUUAAAUUAAGAAGUGAAUACAAAGUCGAAAUUGUCUAAGUUGAUAAAGAUUAUAUUUGUUUUACAAAAGAGGAUUUGGUCAUUCCUCAUUUGAAAUUAGUCCACAAAUUCCCUGAUCUAUUAAUCAAAUAAUAAGUUGAUUUAGGAGCAAUCAAACAUAUUUUAAGUGGUUCUGAUGUAUUAGCUCCAGGAUUAAUUUCUUAAGGAAGUUAACUUAAUACUGUAAGUUACUUGAUUUAUUUUUAAGGCAUAAAAAGGAUAGGUUGUUGCUAUAUAUGGAGAAGGCAAAGAAAAUGCUAUGGGAAUAGGAAUAAUGAAUGCAAAUUCUGAUGAAAUUAAAAAAGACCCAAAAGGUCAUGCAAUUUAAUUAUUACAUCAUCUUGGUGAUGCCUUGUGGUAAUUAAGUUUCAAAUGAGUU